This is a messenger RNA of Dendroctonus ponderosae (mountain pine beetle), 3553 nucleotides long. RefSeq lists its product as uncharacterized. Bases 48 to 3500 code for a protein of 1150 amino acids. The record is from RefSeq and is a predicted model, not a curated record. Lineage: Eukaryota; Metazoa; Arthropoda; Insecta; Coleoptera; Curculionidae. The transcript has 22 exons.
GUCCACUUUUGGCCUGACUUUGCUAGUCAGUGGCACUCGGCAACAAGAUGAAGUUGCAAGCGGUUAUUUGCGUGUCUCUGCUUUUAUUUAUUGGGACUUUGGCUCAACAAGUCACUACUCCAGAUGGGCCAGUCCGAGGAGUGGCUGAACAGACUCUAAGUGGAAAGACUUACUACGCCUAUUACACUAUUCCCUAUGCCAAACCUCCUACAGGAUCAAGGCGAUUUUUGGCUCCGGAAGCUCCAGAUCCUUGGACCGAAGUGCAUGAUGGAAGUAGCGAGAACCCCAACAUCUGUUAUCAGUUAUAUAACGAUUAUGAUGUAGAAAAUGAAGAUUGUCUUCACCUGAACGUCUACACCCCUCAAAAUCCUUCAGAGGAAAGUCGCAAUUUGCCCGUUCUGGUGAACAUUCAUGGAGGUGGUUUUAUCACCGGCAACGGACUGGCCUCCUCUCCAACUGGAGGCAUGUCUCCCAAGUUCUUGGUGGAAGAGGAUGUAAUCUUCGUGUCCUUCAACUACCGACUGGGAGUUUUUGGUUUCUUGUCAACUGGAGACGAAGUGAUUCCUGGAAACGCCGGCUUAGCCGAUCAAAUCCAAGCCCUCAAAUGGCUGAAAAAGAACAUAGCGGCCUUUGGAGGAAAUCCGGAUAAAAUCACCAUUGUUGGACAAUCGGCUGGAGCUGCCUCUGUUGGAUAUUUAAUUCUCAGCCCAGCUGCAAGCGGGUUAUUUGCGGGGGCAAUUUUGGAAUCGGGAACUCCACUGGAUCCAUGGUCUUACCAAAGAAACCAAACCGAAAUCAGCUUCAAAACUGCCAGCUUUGUUGAUUCGGAAUUCGAUUAUUCUAGAGACUCGCAGAGAUUGCUAGAAGUUUUGCAAAGUGCUGAUGCCCGGACGGUUGAUGCUGCUGCCACCUCUUUUGCAAACUGGGACGCUGGUCAGCCCUAUGCUGUUCACAGACUUCAAAUGCAACAGGGAUUCUAUUAUACGCCAAUAAUCGAGAGUUCGGUUAUUCCAGAGUACCAAUACGAAGCACUUGCAGAUGGAAAUAUUAACAAAGUACCUGUACUAAUGGGAAUCUGUUCCGAAGAAGGUCUUACCAACUUGGAUCAAUACUUGGACAACACUCUGCAAGCUUAUGACGAUACUCCAGGAUUCUUAAAUCCCCAGGAUCUUCAUAUUAAUAACGAACCCACCUGGGCUGAAGUUGGAAAUUUGAUCAAAGAGGAAUAUUCCCCGUCGAGCACUUUUGUGAAUAAUAAACUGGGCGCAAUUCAGUACUUUACCGAACAUGACUUUGCAAAAGGAUCAAUCAAGCACGCAGAACUGCAAGCAGACCAAAGCGAUGUCUAUUUCUAUGAGUUUGCCUAUUCUGGACAGCUGGCUGGAAAUACUGAACAUACUUAUCCAGGCUCAGGAAAUGUGUCCCACGUCGAAGAAUGGAUCUAUCUUUACUGGGGCUGGCCGGUUAGCGGCUAUCCAGAAAACGACCAAUUGGUGCAUAAUAGGCUUGUGAGAAUUUGGACCAACUUUGCCAAAUAUCAGAAUCCCACUCCAUCGGCUGAAGAACUGCUUCAAGAAAUCACCUGGCCAAAAGUGACAUCCGGAAACUUCCAAUAUGUGGAAAUUGGAAACUUUGCCGACCCUAAUUUGACUAUUCAACAGGGUAAACCCAAGUCCAAUAGGAUGGAGUUUUGGGACCGAAUCUACGAGUCAUACGGAAACCGACCAUUUGAUACUUAUAUUUUGAUGAAUAUUACAAGUGGAGCCACAACUUAUGGGGACACUUGUGGCUCCGACCUCAGCAGCAUGGAGUUAAAACUUGCAAUAUUUUUAUGUACUCUGUUCCUUAUUGAGGCGUUGUCUCAACAAGUAACUACUCCGGAUGGACCAAUUAAAGGAACCACUGAGCAAACUCUCACUGGCAACACUUAUUACGCCUACUACAGCAUUCCCUACGCAAAGCCUCCAAUUGGUUCCAGGCGAUUUUUGGCCCCAGAAGCCCCAGAUCCAUGGACAGACGUCCAUGAUGGAAGUACGGAAAACCCCAACAUGUGUUUCCAAAUGUUUAUCGACUAUGACGAUGAAAACGAAGAUUGUCUCCACUUGAAUGUUUACACUCGACAAGACCCCACACAAGAAAGCCGAAAUUUGCCGGUGUUGGUUUACAUUUAUGGAGGUGGAUUUAUUGAAGGCAACGCGUUGGAGGUCUCCCCAGUUGGAGAACUGCGCCCCAAGUUCUUGAUAGAAGAAGAAAUCGUUUUCGUCGCCUUCAACUACCGACUGGGACCUUUUGGUUUUAUGUCCACUGGAGAUAAAGUGAUUCCCGGAAAUGCCGGCUUAGCUGAUCAAAUCCAAGCUCUGAAAUGGGUGAACCGAAAUAUUGCGGCUUUUGGCGGAGACCCAGAUAGAAUUACCAUUGUCGGUCAAUCAGCUGGAGCAGCCUCUGUGGGCUAUUUAAUUCUUAGCCCUGCUGCUAAAGGCCUCUUUUCCGGAGCGAUUUUGGAAUCAGGAACUCCUCUGGAUCCAUGGGCUUAUCAGAGAAACCAAACCAAGAACACGUUUAAAACGGCCAGCUUCAUUGAUUCUGAAUUUGAAACAUCCACCGAUUCCCAGAGACUAUUGGAAGUGUUGCAAAAUGUUGAUGCCAGACAAAUUGACGCAGCUGGAACAAGCUUUGCAGACUGGGUGGGUAGCCAGCCAGAUGCUGUCCACAGGCUUCAAAUGCAACAAGGUUUCUACUUUGCACCGGUGAUUGAAAGUUCAGUGGUUCCCGAAUACCAGUACGAGGCCCUUUUGAACGGAAACUUUAAUAACGUGCCAAUUCUAAUUGGAACUUGCUCGGAGGAAGGCCUUACUAAUUUGGAUGGAAAUCUGGAUGACACCCUAGAAGGAUACGACCGAACUUUGGGCUUUUUGAAUCCUCAAGACCUUCACAUUCAAGACGAGCCAACUUGGGUGGAAGUCGGGAAUAUACUGAAGGAAGAAUAUUCUCCAUCUAGUAGUUUUUUAAAUAAUAGACUGGGGGGGAUCCAGUACUUUACUGAACAUGACUUUGUCAAAGGGGCUGUAAAACAUGCAGAACUUCAAUCGGCUAUGAGUGAUGUUUAUUUUUAUGAAUUUGCCUAUUCUGGGGAACUGGCGGGAAAUACUCAACACACCCUUCCAGGUUCAGGCAAUGUUUCUCACGUGGAGGAAUGGCUAUAUCUCUACUGGGGUUGGCCAGUCGAGAGUUUCCCAGAAGGAGAUCAAUUGAUUCAUCAUAGAUUGAUUAGAAUAUGGACAAACUUCAUCAAAUACCGAAAUCCGACUCCGUCUGCGGACGAACUUCUCCAAGAAAUCACGUGGCCUAAAGUGACGGCUGGAAACUUUCAAUAUGUUAAAAUAGGAAACUUUGCAGACACCGACUUAACUAUCGUGCAAGGCAAACCGAAAGCUGACAGAAUGGCCUUCUGGGACACCGUCUAUGAGAAAUAUGGAAAUCGGCCAUUCGAUACUUAUUGAGUGGGAAUUGCUUGUUAUUUUGUCGUAGAAAUAAAUGAUUGGGGAAGUACCGA